This is a messenger RNA of Colossoma macropomum (tambaqui), 1007 nucleotides long. RefSeq names its product low choriolytic enzyme-like. NCBI's taxonomy places the organism in Eukaryota, Metazoa, Chordata, Actinopteri, Characiformes, Serrasalmidae. Gene Ontology annotation, biological process: proteolysis. Gene Ontology annotation, molecular function: metalloendopeptidase activity; zinc ion binding. Bases 57 to 824 code for a protein of 255 amino acids. The record is from RefSeq and is a predicted model, not a curated record. The transcript is spliced from 10 exons.
CCUCUCUGCUGAAAAACAGAUGCUUGAUUCAUCUUGCAGGUUUGAGACUGGUGGCGAUGAUGUAUAAGGCUCUGGGUUUGGUGGCCCUUUUGCUGGCCUGCUCUGUCCGAGCAGAGGAGCCCCUGCUGUCUGUGGGGGAGCUGCUGGAGAGAGCUAACAGAAACGUUGUUCGUGGUCCUGAUGAGCCGAGAGUCAUAGGAGACAUUGCUGUGGACGACACCGGAAGGAACGCUGAUCCCUGCACCUCUCAAGGCUGCAAGUGGCCCAAGUCCAGUGACGGAUGGGUCUAUGUGCCAUACUUUAUUGCCAACCAUUUCUCCUCCCGUGAGCUGCAGGUCAUUCAGCGUGGUCUAGACUCCUUCUCCACCGUCUCCUGCAUCCGCUUCAUACCACGCACUAAUCAGAGGGAUUACAUUUACAUUCAGUCUCUCAGCGGAUGCUACUCUUACGUCGGACGCCUUGGUUAUGGCCAGACUGUGUCUCUGGACCGCAAUGGCUGCAUCUACCACAACACUGUCCAGCACGAGCUGCUCCAUGCUCUGGGAUUCAACCAUGAACAGACCCGCAGUGACCGUGACAACCACAUCCGCGUAGUCUGGGAGAACAUUAUUGAAAACAUGAAACACAACUUCAACAAGAUCAACACUCUGAACCAGGGAACUCCCUAUGACUACAACUCUGUGAUGCAGUACCACAGAACUGCUUUCUCUAAGAAUGGUCUGCCCACCAUGGUCCCCAUCCCCAACAGCAAUGUGGCCAUUGGUCAGGCAACUCAGAUGAGCAACAAUGACAUCAUCAGACUGUACAGACUCUACCAGUGCUGAACUGAGGAAAUCCCUCUAUCCACCAAACUGACACACCAGGAGAAGACUAAACAUCUAUCACUGCAUAUGACUAAUCCACCAAUGAGGUUAUUUGCCUCAGUGUCUGCUGAUGAUGUACUUGAUGGUCUGUUGAUGACAUAAUUAUGAAAACAAAUUCCUCAAAUAAAUCUGCGCUCAACAUUA